AUGGCCGGCAGCAACAGGGCGCUGGGAAACCUCAGCGAUACGUCCGACGGCGAGCUGCUGAAGGAUGGUGUAUUCUGCUCCAAAGAAAUAUCGAUCGUGGCCGCCUCGAGCGCCACCGUCAUCGCCGUGCUCGGAACAAUCGGGAACGUGACGACGCUGUUGGCACUCGGGCGCAACCGGGCCGUACGCAACCGGCGUCGCCAACCGACGACGGCGUUCGUGCUGUCGCUGGCCACGGCCGACCUGCUGUUCUGCGUUGCCGUGAUGCCACUGAUGGCCCUACGCUAUGCCCGGCGUCGGUGGCCCUUUUUCGACACUUCCGGCGCGUACGAUAGCGUCUGGUGUCGGCUAUUUCCGGUGGCACUGUACGGCACGGUGGCCACCUCCGUGCUGAGCCUGGUGGCGCUGACCGUCAACCGGUACGUGCUGAUAGUGCACCCGAGCUGGUACGGUACGGUUUACCGGCGUCCCGGGGUGGUUCCAUUGCAGCUAGCCUUCUGUUGGGCCAUUCCUUAUGGAUUGAUGGCAAUGCCACUGUUUGAAUUCUGGGGCCGUCUUGGCUUCGAUCGUCGAACCUUCUCCUGCACAGUGCUACCGUCGGUCACAGCCUUCGGCCGGUUCUCGGCCAGCCCGAAAAAGUUUAUCUUCAUCGUGGGCUUCGCCCUGCCUUUCUGUGCCAUCGUGUUGUGCUACACGGCCAUUAUAGCCGCUGUACGACGGCAACGGCGUAACAUGCAACGGCAUGCCGCCAAACGGCCAGUUCAGACGCCGGCUUCACCCAACGCAAGCAUGGCCGCCAGCAACGACGACGACGAGCGGCACCUAACACGGACGACGGCCGCAAUAUUCGGAUGCUUUAUGCUCACUUUUCUACCGCUUACGAUAGCCAACGUGUUGCUGGAGGAUGCCGACAGCGUUGGCGAGGCCGGCGAUCUGCACGUCCUGGCGUCCAUUCUCACGUGGCACUCGGCCGUACUUAACCCAUUCAUUUAUGCGCUGGGUAGCCGUCACUAUCGCAACGCGUAUUGGGCCGUUCUACGUUGCCAGGAUUGUAAAAAUACAAAGCCGCAUCGUGUGUUGCCUAGGCAAACCCAUGCAUCGACAAUGUCCCCAGGAUUGCCAAAAGCGACCAAAUUUCGUACCUCCAACGGAGAUAUGACGGGAAGCGGUACACAAACUAAUUCUGAUGUCUGA
Messenger RNA from Anopheles coustani, 1194 nucleotides. Its product is annotated as protein trapped in endoderm-1-like. Lineage: Eukaryota; Metazoa; Arthropoda; Insecta; Diptera; Culicidae. Gene Ontology annotation, cellular component: membrane. The transcript has 4 exons. Gene Ontology annotation, biological process: G protein-coupled receptor signaling pathway. Bases 1 to 1194 code for a protein of 397 amino acids. Gene Ontology annotation, molecular function: G protein-coupled receptor activity. The record is from RefSeq and is a predicted model, not a curated record.